This is a messenger RNA of Trametes versicolor FP-101664 SS1, 597 nucleotides long. RefSeq lists its product as uncharacterized. NCBI's taxonomy places the organism in Eukaryota, Fungi, Basidiomycota, Agaricomycetes, Polyporales, Polyporaceae. Bases 1 to 597 code for a protein of 198 amino acids. The record is from RefSeq and is a predicted model, not a curated record. The transcript is spliced from 2 exons.
AUGUCGCCGACGGAAAAGUGUUUGGGUUGGCGCCCGCCCUCAUUCAGGCCAACUGAGUGGGAUUAUCGGGCAUAUGAGGCUCGCGCAUAUGAGAUUCUCAGCUCGCCUCGGGGACGCGCAGCGGUUCUUCAUGGUGGUAUCGUCUGGCGUUUGGCCAUGGAGAUCCUCGGAGGGCAUCCUCAACAGCUCGCCAACACGGGGCCCUCGACGGACGUCUUCGUUCACAGCCAGGCCAUCCAACCCCGGCAUGGGCCUCCGUAUUAUGACGACGGCCUGUCGCAAGAAGAGAUCGACAUUAUCUGCGGCACGUACAAGAUCAUGGAUUCCGGGCACAAGGAUGUGGUGUAUUUCUCAUGGUGGCCUCGACCGGCGCAGUGGAGCUACUCCGGGAUGAACGUGGGCUACUGGACUCAAUUCUGCGAGGACUGGUUCCAGCUCCGUCUGCAAGCGAUUCGGGACUCAAACGCCGCACCGCACAGUGGCAAGGAAUGGCGGAACAAGAUCACUUUCCACCAAGGUGCGCGCAAGGUAAAGCGCGCCGUCGAAGUCGCCAGCGAGAGGUUCCUGUUGGACGUUCUGCGCAUUCCCUCCGGUUAA